UAGCCUGAGCCUUAUAAAAGCAAGGAAGAGAGAAACUAACUCUCUCUCUCUCUGUUAGUAACCAGCAUUACACCACACGGAGGGAACUGGAGACUCCAACAGAACAGCUAAGGAUAACUUGCUUAGCUUUCCAACCCAGUUACUGAAUACAGAGUGCCUUUAACACUUCAAAGGAAGACAUUCUCCCAAUGCAGUAGCAAUGGUUUGGCCCUGUGGAGUUACAGACUGGUUAAAAGGAACAACUGAGUUAGAGCACUCUUCCAAAAUGGCCACCCUCAAGGAGGACCGAGACGUUGAAGACUACAAGAGGAAAGGGAGGCGAUCUUCACAGGGUCAUGAGCCUAAAGAGCCUGAACAACUGAGAAAGCUGUUCAUUGGAGGCUUGAGUUUUGAAACGACAGAUGAUAGUUUAAGAGAACACUUUGAAAAAUGGGGCACACUAACAGACUGUGUGGUGAUGAGAGACCCACAAACAAAACGUUCCAGAGGUUUUGGCUUUGUGACUUACUCCUGUGUGGAGGAGGUAGAUGCUGCAAUGAGUGCUCGACCACAUAAAGUUGAUGGGCGUGUGGUUGAACCAAAGAGAGCAGUUUCUAGAGAGGAUUCUGUAAAACCUGGUGCACACCUAACAGUAAAGAAAAUAUUUGUUGGUGGAAUUAAAGAAGAUACAGAGGAGUAUAACUUAAGAGAAUACUUUGAAAAAUAUGGCAAGAUUGAAACCAUAGAAGUCAUGGAAGACAGGCAAAGUGGAAAGAAGAGAGGCUUUGCUUUUGUGACUUUUGAUGAUCAUGAUACAGUUGAUAAAAUUGUUGUUCAGAAAUACCAUACUAUAAAUGGACAUAACUGUGAAGUGAAAAAGGCACUCUCAAAACAGGAGAUGCAGACUGCUAGCUCACAAAGAGGUCGUGGUGGUGGCUCGGGCAACUUCAUGGGUCGUGGAAAUUUUGGAGGUGGUGGUGGAAACUUUGGCAGAGGAGGAAAUUUUGGUGGCAGAGGAGGCUAUGGUGGCGGUGGCGGUGGUGGUGGCGGCGGGAGCAGAGGAAGCUUUGGGGGUGGAGAUGGCUACAAUGGAUUUGGUGAUGGUGGGAACUAUGGAGGUGGACCUGGCUAUGGUAGUAGAGGGGGUUAUGGCGGUGGUGGAGGACCAGGCUAUGGAAACCCAGGUGGUGGAUAUGGUGGUGGAGGAGGAGGAUACGAUGGUUACAACGAAGGAGGAAAUUUUGGUGGUGGGAACUAUGGUGGCAGUGGAAACUAUAAUGAUUUUGGCAAUUAUAGUGGACAGCAGCAAUCUAACUAUGGACCGAUGAAAGGAGGUGGCAGCUUUGGUGGCAGGAGCUCAGGCAGUCCCUAUGGUGGUGGUUAUGGAUCUGGAGGGGGAAGUGGUGGCUAUGGAGGGCGAAGAUUCUAAAAAUGUAUUAUCAGAAAUGGGCUACAGUUCUUAGCAGGAGAGAGAGCGAGGAGUUGUCAGGAAAGCUGCAGGUUACUUUGAGACAGUCGUCCCAAAUGCAUUAGAGGAACUGUAAAAUCUGCCACAGAAGGAACGAUGAUCCAUAGUCAGAAAAUUUACUGCAGCUUAAACAGGAAACCCUUCUUGUUCAGGACUGUCAUAGCCACAGUUUGCAAAAAGUGCAGCUAUUGAUUAAUGCAAUGUAGUGUCAAUUAGAUGUACAUUCCUGAGGUCUUCUAUCUGUUGUAGCUUUGUCUUUUUUCUUUCUUUUUUUUGUUUGUUUUGUUUCCCAUUACAUCAGGUAUAUUGCCCUGUAAAUUGUGGUAGUGGUACCAGGAAUAAAAAAAACAAUUAAGGAAUUUUUAACUUUUCAAUAUUUGUGUAGUUCAGUUUUUCCACAUAGUAAAAUUUCUUUAACAAAAAUAAAGAAAUAUAGCUUAGGGUGUUUCCUUGUUUAGUUAAUAGAGAGAUUAAUGCGCUUCUGAAUUACUAUUUUGUAUUAAUUUAAAGUUAACAAUAGAAACACCAUCUGAUCUGCAGUCUUAAAGGGUCUAGUCUCUAAGUGUGUAUGUAUAUGCAACUGCCAUUGACAUGAGUUAUAUAUGCACACAGAGGAGACAUUUGUAUGUUGCAAUAUAGUUUGUUUAGAUGUACAACUAGGAUUGAGUUUAAUUUAAAUUAGUAUUUGUGAAUUAUAGAAUUUAAGUUUUACUUUCAAAUGAAAAUUUCAAAUUACUUUGGUUUGUGCAUAUUUUUUAACUUGCUCUGUAUUAGUGCUAGCUCUGCAAAACAUAAGGCAUAGUAAAUAUUUUAAACAAAAAAUGACUUCAGCCACAUUCAAGCUGCCUCAUUUGAGAUGUAUUAAGGGGAUACCUGCAGUGUUUGUGCAGAUUCUGGGUGAAGAGAAGGGCUUGUUUUUUAUACACUCUUCCUUUUUAUUACUUUAAAAAAAAAAAAAAAAAUGAACUCCCCUACCUGUUACCCUAAAAUGGGGGUUUUGGAUAUAAUCUGCAGAGGUGAUCAGUUGGCCUGCAGCAUUGAUUGGGGGAAGGGGGGAGGAGGGAAACUUUCUGUAGCUACAGCCAAGUGCCAGGACAAGAUCCAUGGUACUCAUAAGGCUCCAGUGCCACAAGAAUAAACCCAGCAUUUUGGCUCGUUCCCAUGGCAGUAGCAAAUGCCCACAAUGCUGGGCUUCUUCCCAUGGUGCAAGUGCCCUAGUAGCCCCAUAGCUCUUGCCCAGGCAUUUGGGCAUUGUGGGGGAAAAAGCUGUGGUGACAGGACUUUUCCUGCAGUGCUGCUGCUCUCAUUUGGGUGAUUGACAGCCAAGUUGGCAAGAGCUGUGGCAGCGUAGGAAAAUCUCAGACUGGCAACAGCCAAGCGCCUAAAAAUGUCAAGCCUCUUUCUGCCAGGUCCUGGACUGGCAUAGGGGAAGGGGAGUCCAUGGGUGUGGUCUGGCCUGUGGGCUUGUCUUGCGCUGCUUAUUUGCCCACAGGGCCAGACAAGCUUGACACCCCUGCCCUAGAACAUACCUCUUUUGGUAUAUGAAUAAAAUUGCCAUACUUUGGGAGGGUAGCAUGGACCUCUUUUGCUCCUUCUUUCCCCCUGAUUUUAACUAUUUCAUUUGACCAAGCUGUCAGAGAGAGAGAGAGAGAGAGAGAGAGAGAGGUAUAUAUUGAAAAACAACUUAAUGGCUAUAUACUUUCUUGCAUGCACCAUAGGCAACUUUCUGGAUACAUUCUUCUGACUGGGAGCCAAGGGUAGCACAAGUGUAAUCCCUCACAAUCCCAGGUAAUCCAUUGAGAGACUCCUGAUGCUGGACAAAUUAGCAUAGUUCAUAAGCACUUACCUUGAGAACCUGUUCAAAUAAGGUUUUGAGGUUAAGUGAAAACCUUCUGUCCUCUUUUUUUUUUUUUUUUUUUGUUUGUUUGUUUUAUUGGCUGGAAGUGGGAUUUUUUUUUUCUGGCUACCACAUGAUAGCAGACUUGGUACCACUCUGCUUACAGAGUUCAUGUUUAGUUUGGUGUGUUCCAAUUUUUCAUUUGAUACACUGGAAUGAUACAAGCUUUUUAACAUAAAGGCCUUAGCAAGUGAGCUCAAUCCCUCAUUUCUGGACUCCCUACCUGCCACCCUUCCCCCUCCCCAACACCUCCCAAAUCCAGGCUUUAGCCUGCCCUUUCAAGCUGAUCUGACUUUUCUCUCGACUAUUGCCAGGGCAUUGCUUUCUUUCAAUACAGACUCAGAAGAGUAGGGACACAGUCAGUAGAAGAAAGUCCCAGACAUUUGACAGUAUGUGGUGCUGGAAUUGCUCUCACGUGUUUCACCUCUGGGUCAAUGUGCAGUAUAAGGUAAAUGCAAUUCCAGCAUAGGAAUGGAUGUGCAAAGAUGUUUAUGUUGUGGCUUAAGUUACGAUCCAAACUGCUAAAAAUUGCAAUUAAAGAAGUUGUAGAAAAUGCAUCAAAGCACAUAAGGUGUAUUACAAAAUCAUUUUGAACAAUGUUGUCAAACAUUGUUAUGGGAACAUGUUCAGAUCUCAGUAUGCUGAAACAAUGAGCACUGUCAAGGUUGCUAAAUGCAAUUUUUUUUUUUUUUCAUUUGCUUUUAAAGCCUGCUUUUUUGUGUGAAGGUACAACGUAGAUCUUAAUCUUUAAAAACAGUCCAUAAUUGUUCACCUCUUAUGGAUCCAUGGAGUAAGACUAUUAAUUUAAGAUGGGGGUUGGAAAGUUAUACAAUAAUGAGGGGUAUAUGUCUAGUAUGUGGGCUUCUUUUUAAGCAACAUCUUGGAAUUUGUGCAUAGUGGGUCAGACUUCAAAAGGUGUUAUAUUUGGCAUCUAACCUUCAUUUUGCAAAACUGAACAAUUUCUGACUUGCAUUAAGCAAAUAUUUGCCUAUAGUAGUCAGACUUGCGCCUGCAUCUGAAGGGACCAAAUUGGAAUGUUGGUAAAUGUCCCUUCAGAAAAGUGGAUCCAAUAUUAUUGGAUUUGUAGAAGGUCUUGACAGUGUUCUUUUUUUAACAGGGUUUCUGUAGCUGCAUUGUGACUAUGCUUACUUUGAAAUUCAGCAUGAUAAUAAAGUUUUAUCAAUAUCUGCUUAAAGGUUGCAACCAAAUCUUGAAGUCUGCAAGUGACCUGUUUUGUAGGUGGGUGGGAUAGUGUAGUUCUGGUAUGCAAUGUGGGGAAGUGUAAGCUUUGAGGACAGCAAUUAACCAGUUUUAAAGAACCUAGGUAUACUUCUUAGCAAAGUAUGGAUCAAAGACUUAAGACAGGACUUCAGCAGCCUAUUGAGUAUGGACAAGUCAGCAUAAUUACAGAAUGACAAGGCAGCAGGAGCAACAGCUUCAACUUCCAGAAAAGUGAAGGCAUAAGAUACUGUGCUGAUAGUGAGCAGCUUUCCAAAGGCUAGUUAAAUCUGCUUAUCACAGCUGAAAUAUCGAAGAAAGUCUAGCAAGAGUUCUUCACCUUUUGGAACCUCCUUGAGUGAUAGCUACUUGAGUUGACUCAAAAUCAAUAGGUCUAGCAUUUAGACCUGAAAGGAAGGGCAAUGAGCAUAGGUUGAAGGAGAAGCUGUUGCUUGAGAAAAUGGGGAAUAUCUUGAGUGUCCUCUUCAUUGUGACGGUUUCUGAUUGGGGUGAUAUCUUAAAGUAAUGCAGGGGAAAAGCAACUGAGGCAAGUAUCUCCAUCCUAGAAGAAAGACCUUCACCUAAAGGAUAUCUCUACUUGGAAACAGAAGUUAUUGUAUAGACCUAAAUAACCACAGACCUAAAGGGUACUAUUCUUUUUUUUUUUUAUAUAGUGUUGAAUUUUAUAACUUCCAGUUAAGUAUUAAGCAGCCAUGAAUGUUGAAUGUGACCUCAAAUUGUAGUCCAUAAUGGAUUCAAUAACUUCUACUUUUUGUAAAUUCUCAAAUGACUUUUUUAUAUACACAUACAAAAAAAUUAAAAGAAAUUUCUGAA
Messenger RNA from Alligator sinensis (Chinese alligator), 5396 nucleotides. RefSeq names its product heterogeneous nuclear ribonucleoprotein A3 (gene HNRNPA3). Gene Ontology annotation, molecular function: RNA binding. The record is from RefSeq and is a predicted model, not a curated record. The transcript is spliced from 15 exons. NCBI's taxonomy places the organism in Eukaryota, Metazoa, Chordata, Crocodylia, Alligatoridae. Bases 200 to 1408 code for a protein of 402 amino acids.